AUGGCGGAAAACAAAGGAGGCGGCGGCGGAGGGGACGCGGCCGCCGAGGCCGCGCCGGGCGGCGGGGGGGGCCCGGACCCGCCCUGCGCCUCCCCGUCCGCCGCCGCGCCGCCCGAGGAGCGCGACAGCCCCGGCGCGGCCGCGGCCGAGCGCGGCGCCGGCGAGGCCGAGGCGGAGGCGGCGGCGGGGCCCGGCGCGGCGGCGGGGCCCGGCCCCAGCCCGGUGCCGCCGCUGACGCCCGCGGCGCCGGGGCCCUUCUCGCUGCUCGACACGUGCGCCGUGUGCGCGCAGAGCCUGCAGAGCCGGCGGGAGGCAGAGCCCAAGCUGCUGCCCUGCCUGCACUCCUUCUGCCGCCGCUGCCUGCCCGAGCCCGAGCGCCAGCUCACCGUGCCCGUGCCCGGCGGGGCCAACGGCGACGUGCAGCAAGUGGGGGUGAUCCGGUGCCCGAUCUGCCGCCAGGAGUGCCGGCAGAUAGACCUGGUGGACAACUACUUUGUGAAGGACACCUCGGAGACGCCGAGCAGCUCUGACGAGAAAUCUGAGCAGGUGUGCACGAGCUGCGAGGACAACGCCAGUGCCGUGGGGUUCUGUGUGGAGUGUGGGGAAUGGCUGUGCAAGACCUGCAUAGAGGCUCACCAGAGAGUCAAAUUCACGAAAGACCACAUGAUCAGGAAAAAAGAGGACGUGUCUUCAGAGGCCGUGGGAGCAUCUGGUCAACGUCCUGUUUUCUGUCCUGUGCACAAACAAGAGCAGUUAAAGCUUUUCUGUGAAACCUGUGACAGGCUGACGUGCAGAGACUGUCAGUUACUGGAGCACAAAGAACACAGGUACCAGUUCCUGGAAGAAGCUUUUCAGAACCAGAAGGGUGCAAUUGAGAAUCUUUUGGCCAAACUUCUUGAGAAGAAGAAUUAUGUAAAUUUUGCAGCUGCCCAAGUUCAGAACAGGAUAAAAGAAGUAAAUGAAACUAACAAACGAGUGGAGCAGGAAAUCAAAGUGGCAAUAUUCACCCUCAUCAAUGAAAUCAAUAAAAAGGGAAAAUCUCUCUUACAGCACCUCGAGAAUGUAACAAAGGAGAGGCAGAUGAAGUUAAUACAGCAACAGAACGACAUCACUGGUCUGUCACGACAAGUGAAGCACGUGAUGAACUUCACGAACUGGGCGAUCGCGAGUGGCAGCAGCACCGCUCUGCUCUACAGCAAACGGCUGAUAACUUUCCAGCUGCGGCACAUUCUGAAGGCGCGUUGUGAUCCCGUCCCGGCUGCCAACGGAGCAAUCCGCUUCCACUGUGACCCCACCUUCUGGGCCAAGAAUGUGGUCAAUUUAGGUAACCUUGUCAUUGAAAAUAAACCAGCCCCUAGUUACACUCCUAACGUAGUGGUUGGGCAAACCCCUCCAGCAACAAACCACAUCAACAAAGCUCCAGGACAGAUCAAUCUUGCACAGCUUCGACUCCAGCACAUGCAGCAGCAAGUUUAUGCCCAAAAACACCAGCAGCUGCAGCAGAUGAGGAUGGCACAGCCAUCUGCCUCCGUGCCCAGGCAGAGCAGCCCACAAGUCCUCCAGCAGCAGCCUCCCAGGUUGAUCAGCAUGCAGACCAUGCAGAGGGGUAACAUGAACUGUGGGGCUUUCCAAGCACAUCAGAUGAGAAUGGCUCAGAAUGCUGCUCGUAUACCAGGAAUACCACGCCACAAUGGACCUCAGUACUCCAUGAUGCAACCUCACCUUCAAAGACAACACUCGAACCCUGGGCAUGCUGGGCCUUUUCCAGUGGUUUCUGUGCACAACACCACAAUAAACCCCACCAGCCCCACCACAGCAACCAUGGCCAGUGCGAACAGGGGGCCCACGAGUCCGUCCGUCUCAGCCAUCGAGCUCAUCCCCUCCGUAACAAACCCGGAGAACCUGCCUUCCCUGCCAGAUAUCCCCCCCAUCCAGCUUGAAGAUGCUGGUUCCAAUAGUUUAGAUAACCUACUAAGUAGAUACAUCACAGGCAGCCACCUCCCCCCACAGCCCACGAGUACCAUGAAUCCCUCUCCAGGACCUUCAGCUCUGUCUCCAGGGUCAUCAGGUUUAUCCAACUCCCACACUCCGGUGAGGCCACCCAGUACCUCCAGCACAGGCAGCAGAGGAAGCUGUGGCUCCUCGGGCAGAACUGCUGAGAAAACUGGUGUGAACUUCAAGGCUGACCAAGUGAAAGUAAAGCAAGAGCCAGGCACAGAGGAAGAGAUCUGCAGCUUCUCAGGAACAGUAAAACAGGAAAAAACAGAGGAUGGCAGAAGGAGUGCUUGCAUGCUCAGCAGCCCCGAGAGCAGCUUGACGCCCCCGCUAUCCACCACCUUGCACCUGGAAAGCGAACUGGAAGCCUUGGGAAGCCUGGAAAACCACGUGAAGACAGAGCCAGGGGAUCUGAGCGAGAGCUGCAAGCAGUCUGGGCACGGGCUGGUGAACGGCAAGUCCCCCGUGCGCAGCCUCAUGCACCGCUCGGCCCGCGCGGGAGGGGAGGGCAACAACAAGGACGACGACCCCAACGAGGACUGGUGUGCUGUGUGCCAGAACGGGGGGGACCUGCUGUGCUGUGAGAAGUGCCCCAAGGUGUUUCACCUCACCUGCCACGUACCGACACUCCUCAGCUUCCCCAGUGGAGAGUGGAUAUGUACAUUCUGCAGAGAUCUGAGCAAACCUGAAGUAGAAUAUGAUUGUGACAACUCACAGCACAGCAAGAAGGGGAAAACAGCACAAGGCCUGAGUCCUGUGGACCAAAGGAAAUGUGAACGACUCCUGCUUUACCUGUAUUGCCACGAGCUGAGCAUUGAAUUUCAAGAGCCAGUCCCAGCCUCGAUACCAAACUACUAUAAAAUUAUAAAGAAACCCAUGGAUUUAUCCACGGUGAAGAAGAAGCUGCAGAAGAAGCAUUCCCAGCACUACCAGACCCCCGAGGAUUUCGUGGCGGACGUCCGGUUGAUCUUCAAGAACUGUGAACGGUUUAAUGAAAUGAUGAAAGUUGUUCAAGUUUAUGCAGAAACACAAGAGAUUAAUUUGAAGGCUGAUUCAGAAGUAGCACAGGCAGGGAAGGCAGUUGCAUUAUACUUUGAAGAUAAACUUUCAGAGAUCUACCCAGACAGGACCUUCCAGCCUUUGCCUGAAUUUGAGCAGGAAGAGGAUGAUGGUGAAAUAACUGAGGACUCCGAUGAAGAUUUUAUACAACCACGUAGAAAACGCCUAAAAUCAGAUGAGAGACCAGUGCAUAUAAAGUAAUCUAAUGAUAUGGACCUGAAAUUUAUUGUAAAAACUGUUAUUUAAGUGUUCCUGGAAUAUUAUCAUGCCUACAGUGGCCAUCUUGAAGAAGCUGAUAGCUUUUUAAACAGUAUUAGAUUACAAAAAAACACUUGUACAGAAAAACAUUCGCAUCAAAAGGGGAAAAAAACUGUGUUGUAAAUUUUUAGUGGUUUGUAAUUUUUUUUUUCUUUUCCUUGAUCCUUUCUUUUCCUGAUGGAGGGGACACACUCAUCCUGGUCUCACAGAUAGAGGUGGAGGAAAUGUUGAAGAGAAGCAGAUUUGAUAAGAGAUGUUCCAUGUACAGAUGAGACUUUGUAGGAGAACGUUCUGCAGGACUGGACCAAUACAGUGACUUUUUCUUGCAUUACACUGCAGUGUAAACUGUGAGCAAAGCCCCUGCAAUCCCCUCUCUGUGUGAACUCAAGUGUGUGUUGGUCAUUGCUUUGGUCACCUCAUUGGAGCAGAAUUGUGAAUAACUGGUCUUCUGUGUCGAUCAAUUGUUGGCAUUUUACUUUCUUUACUCCAUUUUAUGUGUAGCAAAAGGAAAAAGAAAAAUAUCAUUAAACUGUUCUGAAGUGGCAAGUGCAGGAAUGUGAGUUUUUGACAGGUAGGAAGAGCUAAGCUGGUGGCAACAACCUCUUUCAGUAGGAUGAGGUGUAUUUAUUAAAAUCCUGUGCCCAGAACAUUUUAAUGGAGUUCAUGGCAGAAGUCUCAGCGUCGUCAUCUGUCCCUGAUCCCCCUGAUGAGGCAGAAUGUUCUUUCCAGUAUUCAUUCUCUAGUUUUCUGUGCUUAAAAUAUAGACUGAAGAGGUAAUAACUGGUUGGGGUGUUUUUCCAGUCUUCCUAAAUAUCAGUUUCUAAUAGACCACUCGGCAGACAAUAACAUAUUAACUACCAAAUGUGUAAAAUUUCCUGUAUUCACUUUGUCUUAUUUGUAAAUAAUGAAUUGAGAUUUCUUGCAGCUCAGCAACAUUUGCUGAACUGUUUUUAAGCUAAUAUGUAUUCUUAUUGAUUGUUCCUAUCAAGAAAAGAUUUGUAAUAUAUGCUAUUUCUAACAUUGCAUUCAUUUUGAGGUUCUGUCUUAUUUUUCUUAAGAGUUACUUCUCAGAACUUUCUUCAGAAGCAGCUUGCGAGCGAAAUGUCCAGAAAGAUUGGAAUUCAGUCUGAGUUUUGGGUCACCUGUCCCUCCGCUGAACAAAGCACUUGCACAGACCAGGAUUUGGCUUGGAGUGGGUUUCUGGUCAAACAGGGAAAACAGAACAAUCUCCCAAAUCCCCUCGAGGCACCUCUGCAGUGCCUUCCCCUCGGACACUGCCUUCCUCCCUGUGCAAUCAGGGUCAGCACAAGGAUUUAUAGUUUUGCGUGGUUGUUUUCUUUCCUGACAGAAGUCAAUACUAGAAAUAAUGAAUGUCAUUUCUGGCCUUCAUCUCGCUCUUGCUGAAGUAAGCUGAAGAACUCAUGUGAUCAGAUGAGCUCGAGUUGACAGACUCUAAAUUUGCCGUAGUUUGGUGUGAAUACAACAAUUUCUGUGGUCAAUCCCUGGGGCUUUGGUGUCCUCAGCAACUCCUGUGACGUUGGACACACUUUACCAUAAUGGUAAAGAGAAGUGUUUGAGCACAAUAUCAGAUUU
This is a messenger RNA of Empidonax traillii (willow flycatcher), 4905 nucleotides long. It is a transcript of the gene TRIM33, whose product is annotated as tripartite motif containing 33. The transcript is spliced from 20 exons. NCBI's taxonomy places the organism in Eukaryota, Metazoa, Chordata, Aves, Passeriformes, Tyrannidae. The record is from RefSeq and is a predicted model, not a curated record. Gene Ontology annotation, molecular function: protein binding; zinc ion binding. Bases 1 to 3255 code for a protein of 1084 amino acids.